AUGGUAAUGACUGGCGAACAAAAAGUUGAGGUUAAUCAGAGGAACUUGAUCGAUAAGGUUUUGGCAAGAUAUUCGGCAGAGUUCGUGAUAUAUAGGGAAUUGAUGCAGAAUUCAGACGAUGCCCAGGCCAAAACCGUCCAAAUAACAUUUGAAACCGACAAGUCAAAAAAAUGCAGACGAAUCAUAUUCAAGAAUAAUGGUUUCCUGUUUCGAGAUGAAGAUUGGAACAGGUUGAAAAAAAUCGCAGAGGGAAAUCCUGAUGUAGAAAAGAUUGGAGCAUUUGGAGUCGGAUUUUAUUCGUUGUUUUCAAUUUGUGAAGAGCCAUUCAUUUCGUCAGGUACACAAGGUAUGGCCUUUUAUUGGCGCAAUGAUCAGUUAUUUUCCAAAAUGGGUGGUAUAAAACAAGAUGACAUGAUUUGGACAACUUUUCUAAUGGAUACACGAAGAAAAGAAAAUUUACCUAAUAUAGGAUAUUUUGGACGUUUCUUAGCCACAUCAUUGGGCUUUACAAGAAAUCUUCGUAAAGUCAUUGUUUAUUUUAAUGAUACAGAAGUAAUUCAUCUGACAAAAGAGACCAAUAAAUCACUUUCAAUUAAUAUGGAUAUUGGACUAAACAAAUUUUCGCCAAAGAAUAUGUUCCGAUUAAAAUCUGUUGAUGUAUGUAAUGUUCGACUACAUUUUAGAGGAUUAAUUGGUCCUGAAAAAUCACAAAUAUCACAAUCCACUUCUCUGAAGAUUGCAUGUGGUAAUCUGGGUGUAGAUGUGUCUAAAUCUUUUAGUGAAGAGAUGGAAUUUGCUACUAAAAAAAAACCACCAAAUAACACAACAAUACAAAUGAUUUUUACUGGACACGAUGAACGCAAUUUGCCAGGAAAUUCUAAUAAAGAAAUAUUAAAUAUUUUUAAAGACCUAACACCAUUUCCUGAUCAAGGUAGAAUAUUCAUUGGAUUUCCAACCCAUCAAACCACAGGUUGUUCUGUGCACUUGGCAGCUCGAGUGAUUCCCACAGUUGAACGUGAAUCAAUAGAUUUAGUACAUAAGACUUUAUCAGUGUAUAAUAAGGAGAUGUUAUGUUCAGCCGGAAUUUUGGCUCGUAUAGUGUAUGAUGAUGAAAUGAAUCAAAUUUCAAGGCUAUGUAUGGAUAUUGACCCAAAAUUAUUAAACUCUGAUGAUAAACAAGAUAAAAAAGGUUUUGAAUAUUUACAGGAAUGUUCUGUACACAUUUUACAACACUUUACAUUCAAAACAAGCACGCCUAAUAAUAUGGUUGCAAAGAUCAUUGAAUCUCAAUUUUUUGACUGCACAAAAAAAUCGCUACAAAUUUUAUCUACUCAUGGUGUUCUGCCAAUUAAUUCCGUGCGGAUUCCAAAUAAAGAGGUGGUUUCAUUUAUCAAAACAAUUCCUAUGGUCCCAUUCUCAUUGUUUACCGAGUGUUCGGAAUUUUUCACAAUAGCAAAAGAUAUUCUGAAAUGCAUUAGUGAGAUUUCAAUGGAUGAUGUGUUCGAGGAACUAAAAAGACGUCAAUUUAAUAACAAAGAAUUAUCAGAUUUGUUCAAGUGGUGGAUAGGGUAUCGUUCCAAAAAUGAUAUAACCGAUGAACAAUUUCGUAAAUUUAUGUGCCUCGUUUCUAUAGGAGACGAUCUUACACCUCUUAAUCAUAUUCGCUACUUCCUAAACCCACAUGUUAUUCCACCAACUAUUGAAGUUCCACCAGAUGUUUUACCUUACUCUAUUAGUAAACCAUUACGAAAAGAAGACUUGGAGGCUCAUUUUGGAAAUUGGACUGAGCUUACCAUCUUGACGUGGACUCAGUAUAUUUUUACAAAACCUGGAAUAGAUGAUCCUGAUUUUGCAGAAAAAAUUUUGAGAAUCAUUUCGCAUCAAUUUAAAAACUUGUCAAAGUCUGACCUCAAAGCAAUAAAAAAAAUCAUGGCUAAAAAGAGAUGCAUUCCAACAGUAUCUGGUAUGAAAUUACCUAAAGAAUCUUACUUUCCAGAUGUCAAGUUAUUACCUGAUCUGCCGAACGUUAAUUUAAAACAACACAAAACAAAAAACCUCGACGAGUUUUUAUUGUUUAUUGGCGUGAAAAAACAUGUUGAGUUGCAACUUGUGUUUGAUCAACUUUUUAAUAAAGGAAGUUGGGAUCAUAUGGAGUUAAUAAAAUAUUUGACCUCAAUUGACCUUGGAUGUGACGAUAUAGAAAAAUUGGAAACUUCGGUAAUAUGGCCAAUUGAAUCUGGAAACGAAACCCAAAAAUUUACGGCAAAAGAAUUAUAUGCACCAUUGCCCAAAUUAAUUGAACUUGAAUUACCCAUCAUCAAAUGGAAAGGCCGAUUUUAUAAAAAUACUAAAGAAGGCAAAUUUAUCUUAAAACUUGGUCUACGUGAAUAUCCACCACUCGAUGAAAUUCUUAAACUGGCAUCGAAUUCUCCUAUUCGUCAAAAAGCAUUUGAAUAUUUUCUUGAUAAUUUUAGAGAUAAAUAUGCUAAAGAUUAUGAUGCAAGGUCAAUAAAUGUGCCAUUUCUGCCGUGCAUGGAUCCAAAUGUUUAUUCAGAACCCUCAAAAUGUUUUUUUAAUCCUGAAUGUGCAAUAAUGGGAUUUAAUGUACUACGCAAAGAUUUACGUUGUAGAGCUGAAGAAUUGGGUGUAGUGCAAAAUCCAGAUCACUCGCAGUUGUCGGAUAAACUAAUCAAAGAGCUUCCAGAAAAUGAAGAAAAGGCUAAGCUGGUUUUUGAAUUUUUAUUUUCAUGCACAUCUAGUUCAGACUCGACUGCUUUUAGUAAAUUGAAAUUUAUUCCAACCCGUGACAAAGAUCUACCUAAUACAUUCAAAUACAAUCUUCCACAAGAUUGUUUUUUCAUGAACUCUGAAGAAGAAAGGUAUGUUGUAUUCUUUGGAAAAAAAUAUUCAAGACUUUCCAAAAGAUUGGAAACCUUUGAUGAGAACAUUAGUCAUUAUUUCGAAAAAUAUAAAAUAGAAUAUAAAUUUGAUGUGAGUCCUGAAUACUUUCAACCCUAUCUCAAAGUUGAAUUGGACUCGGCCGUUGAGAUUAAUGAACUUUAUAAUUGUGAUUGUGAUGAAAAUGCAUCAAAUAUUUCAUCUAAUCAAUUAUUGUUAAAAACUAAAUCUUCGGAUUCAUAUGAUGGAUUUAAAUUGGUUUCAUCGAAAAAAGCACUUGAUGAAUUUUUAAAAUUUAAUGCUGAAUUAAUUUCAAUGAAAAAAUUUCAAUAUGUUAAUGCUAUUGCAAUGUCAAAAAUAUUGAAAAAACAUGAUAAAAAAACUUGUCUCACUGCAAGUCCAAAUUUCCUUGAAUUUAUCAAAGAUGAUUUUGAUCCAAUGAAAAACAUUUCAAAAUCGCUCUUUUUCUUAAUUCAAAAUCAAUUAAUCACCAUUAUACCACAACCUGAAGAUUAUUCUUGUAUAAUUUGUACAUUUGUUUACUGGAAACCAAUUAGAUUAUGUUGUGGCCAUGUGUUUUGUGUACGUUGUUUAAUUAAAUCCGAGGCUAAGGGAAUGAAAGAUUGUCCUGUUUGCCGUGAAAAAGGUGCAAUACGUAAGGCUGAUGCAGGCAAUAUUGAUAAAUCUUUAAUGAAUUUUUUGAAAUUAUAUUUUCCAAAAGAAGUCAAACAAAAAAUUUCAAAUGAUGAAUUAGAAGAAAUAGAUUUAAUAAUGAAUAGAAGAAUUUCACAAUGA
Molecule: messenger RNA, 3693 nt
Organism: Entrophospora sp. SA101
Lineage: Eukaryota; Fungi; Glomeromycota; Glomeromycetes; Entrophosporales; Entrophosporaceae
Source: the annotation of a GenBank genome assembly